Molecule: messenger RNA, 2008 nt
Organism: Saccoglossus kowalevskii
Lineage: Eukaryota; Metazoa; Hemichordata; Enteropneusta; Harrimaniidae
Cellular component (GO): acetylcholine-gated channel complex; membrane
Source: RefSeq, a predicted model, not a curated record
CUCUGAUAAUUAUAUUUUUUCUAACAAUGACAGUAGAACGUCGAAAACUGGAUCAGUUUAGCAGCGCUGUUUGUUCCCUAUUAUCGUCGCCGAUGUUGGAGUAAUUGCAAAUAUAUGUGCGUCGUGUGUUUAUAGUAACAGAUCCGCACUAUACUGACAGAACCCAAUGGGAAUAACGAACGAGUCACAGUGGGUAAAAGUUACGUGACCUUACGGCGAGAGUACAGUCAAAACCCAGAAGUGUGUGCAUGUAAUGACCCGGCUAUACCAAUAUGAGGGUGAAUCCAACAUGGUGGAUGUAUAUGCUGCUCGUGUCGGCUCUAUGCAAGUUAGUAGGGAUCCAUGCUACUCAUAGUCGAACGCUAAAUAUCCCGAGUUUCGAGUGGGAUUUGAAAGACUACCCAAAUCCUCUGGAUUCAACGGAUAUAUGUAAUCACCCACAGCGAGAGUCGUGGAUCUGUGAUCCGAAUGGAAUACUGAACAACGAGGAAGCUCUUACCUUAGACAACAAUUUGGAUGACAUAAGACUCACCACUCUGUGUACAUGUGACCGAUGCCAGGGAGGCAAUGGUGAAAGGAAUGGCUACGUAAUAUCUUUUGCUCUUCUCAACAAAAUGCAAGGAAUUUACCAUAACCCACAAUCGCCCACCGAUCGUGAAAUUCUCAAAGAAGCUCAUAUUUGGACAAAAUAUUUGAGAAGGAGAGCGUGGAAAUUCGGAGACUGUGGAAAUGACGCCGUCCUGCUCCUUUCUCUACAAGAUAAAGUGAUUUAUAUGAGUACCGGGGAAGAGGUGUGCACUAUUUUAAGCGACAGGAAAAUUAAAGAAAUUCUAGUGACGUCAUCGUGGCGGUUUACCGACCGGGAUUAUUUUCUUGGCCUCAGAGAUAUCACACAGACGCUUGAAAAAACGCUCCGCGAUGGCGAUAAAGAUGAGACGGAACCCUUUGUUUUAGGAAUGACACUCGAGGAAGUAAAAUACAUUGGAUUUAUUUUAUUUGGACCACUUACUAUUUUAGAUUUAAUCACGAUUGUGUUUUGUGCGCAAGUGUUUUGUAAUGUCUACGUCAGAGGUUGCAAAUCACAUGACGUGUGCUAUAAAGUAGAAUUCAAAAAGAGACGAAUUUCUGAAGGGUUCAAACUGUGUUGCCAACCGGUGGGGGCGCUGUUAGUUGUGGCGUUGGUGGCUGCUGUUAACGUCGGCGCGUUCGCGGGAAUCGUACUAUUACUGAGACACGAAACAUCGUUAUGUGGAGUAAAUAGUGGAGCUGGCGUCAGAUGGACUUGAACUGAAAUUAAAUUAAUAUCACACAACCGUUCCAUCAGAAAGACUCUCAAAAUAACUAUUCAUGAGUAUUGAAAUUUGCAUACGCGGUGCGCUCAUGAUCACUAGAUACGAAUUCAGUAUUCAGUCGAGACAUGGUUUCGACACGUGUACACUGCCAGAGAUCACAGAGAUCUGGAAUAUACACUCUGUAAUAUUGUGAUGUUUCCACACAGAGUACGCAGACACGUGGAUAACUACCCACCGUACUAGUAGUGAUACAAUUGCGACUAUAUACACCGCCGACGACAUUAACGGACUACAACUAUUAUCGAAAAUGGGUAAGAACCCACAAGACUUGAACUAUAUUACCAGUUUGCACACGACCUUCAAAGUACAUGCAGUUAAAAAAAUAUAUAUAUUUGAUAGUUCUCAUUUGUUUCAAAAUUAACAACAUUGUUUAAAAUUGUGUAAGAAUACAUGCUGCCGCAGUACAGACAGACGUUAUACAACCAUGAUAUCGUCAAUGAAAAACUCUCAGAAUACAGAAUAUUAUUAAAUAUUAGCAUAAAUGUAUUUUUAUAGCUACAUACACGAUCAAAGUGCCCCACCCCCAUAAAAACAAAGACAAACAACUAUUUUUUAAAACUGUUGUGUAAAUAUUGUUGUUAAAUUCUAACUCUUUGUAUUGCUUAUUUAUAUUUUAGAACUAUUUCAAUUAUCAAUAAACAAAAUAUUUUCAAUGU